Molecule: messenger RNA, 1929 nt
Organism: Paraphaeosphaeria sporulosa
Lineage: Eukaryota; Fungi; Ascomycota; Dothideomycetes; Pleosporales; Didymosphaeriaceae
Exons: 2
Coding region: 237-1664 (475 amino acids)
Source: RefSeq, a predicted model, not a curated record
UGGCCGCCAAGAGAUCGGCUUCCAGGUUCCUACCAAGGAACAACGGCAUCAUGCGCCAACCACCAUGAACAACAUGUACCCCAGGCCCGUUAUGCACCCCAGAGUCUCCAGCCUUUUCCCAGCCACACUGUCUCUCUCCUUCUCUUCCCGUUGAGUCUUUCGCGCGCGGUUAGCCGGUGUUCGAGAGCUGUUGAGCAUAUGACGUCAUUUCAGAAAAUUUCCAAUUAUAGACAAGCAUGAAUGGUACUUCGAGCGCUACAUGCUUCUUCUCAUUUGGGCCAGACGACAGCUUCAUAUCGAAGAGUUACGAGGGCUUACGUUACAACGACCUUCCGCCUGCGCUUCUUGCCCUCAUUAAUGGUGGUAGUGUUCGGGACGUCCACUGGGCAUCCUUAGGCCCAAAUCCCGACUCAUGGCUUCUCUCGUUCAAAGACUCCUCCGCCACCCCCAACCUCGCCUGGGGCGCCUCAAUACCAACCCGCCUUCAGAAAGUAGUAUCUAAGCUCGCUCCUUCACAGCAUCUGCGGGUCUUCUUAGGUCCAGCGGAUUCAUACAUCGCCUGGGACGCCACGUUUAUUCGGUGGUCAAGCCUCCCCACAUCCCUAGAAGACACCCUCCAAUCCUGGCUCACGCCCUCCGGCUGGCGCGCCGGGCCCCCACGCAUGCUCACCUGGGGGCCAGACGAUGCCUUCUUCGCAAUGAGCGAGUACGGUGAUGUGGCAUACCGGCUCGGUGACAAGAGGACAGAUAGUUGGGAAAUCUGGAGAGAAACCGUUGAAGACUGGAAGGCUGAGCGUGGCUUUCGCUGGAACGAAGUCGCAUUCGUGGCGCUCGACCCCACGACACCAGACCAGUUCGUCGCGAUACGAAAUGACGGGACGUGGUCUGGUUCGAUAGCAGAUGAGAAUUCGAGCGCUUUGGAGAGCUUCGCGCAUAACUUCUUCCAGAGGGCGAGAGCGAAGGAGAAGGCGAACACAGAGCCUAGAGCAGGGGCUGGAACCAGCGGACACACGCACACAGCUGCGCAGACCGGCCGUCGAAUCGAGGAGCCGGACCACGCAACGAGAGCAGCGUACCAGACCUGGUGCACAAGCACAGCCCUGCUCUUCGCCUCCGCGCUCGCUGCUACAACACCAGCACCAGCACAAGCGCCAUCAUCCACGCCCACACCAACACCGACACCACCCCCAAAACGCGCGCCGAAGAAACUCCAAAUCCGCUCACAGUCCCAAUCCGCCGCAUCCGCCGACCCCAACACCUCGACCCCACUCCCUCGUUCCAAAUCCACCACGCCCUCGUCCCAGCCUACACCCUCGUCCCAGCCCACCUCCCCCCCAGCACCCCCCCUCCCCCGCGCCGCGCUCCUGACGUCCUUCCCAUACCUCCCCGCGUCCUCGACACUCUGCCCGCUCUCCCCGUGCCUCAGCCUCAAACGCGAGCCCUCAGGCCUGCGCGCCUGCAAGCACGACGUGGAGCGAUUUUUCCGUGCCAGCGGGUCCUACGGGUAUGAGUGGCUCAAGAAGGAGCGCUUGCGGUGGCAUCCCGACCGGUUUGGGCGGCUGUGCGACGAAGGGUACCGCGAGGCGGGGCGUAGAGUGAGCGAGGAGAUGUGGAAGGUUAUCGAUAUUCUGAUUGGGGAGUUGGAGGAGGAGUGGAAGAGGUGAGCUGGGUUGGAUUGGGGCGGAUGGUGCUGGUAGUGGAGCAGUCACAGUUAGCACCGGACAGGAGAGGAUGGAUUGGAGAGGACAAGUUGUUUGUGGUUAUGCGGUUGGUCGUGGUAUUUCUUUCUGCUAUUUACUGGCAAGAAUGGCUCUGGGUGCUGAAGACCUACCGAUUCAAACUCGCAAUAUUCGCGUCGCUGAACGCAAGCCAUAGAUACCUGAGCGUCUCGGCAGCCCAGAAGCUCUCAUGCAUGUCAAUCCACCUCCC